Messenger RNA from Drosophila willistoni, 5429 nucleotides. RefSeq lists its product as uncharacterized. The transcript is spliced from 4 exons. Lineage: Eukaryota; Metazoa; Arthropoda; Insecta; Diptera; Drosophilidae. The record is from RefSeq and is a predicted model, not a curated record. Bases 145 to 5322 code for a protein of 1725 amino acids.
GCUUGCGCUUCUUGUGUUGUUGGCUUUGUUGCGGAAUUUUCAAUUUUUAAUUAUUCAUAUUCAUCGUUAUUGUUGUCAGUUUGUGGUCAAAAGUGUUUUUAUUUUUUGUUGUUUUGUUUUUCGUAACUAAUAAAUGUGUAUUUUAUGGCCCUGCACGUAACUGUAAAUGGAAAAUUCGGGUCCAACUGCAAGCGACGACCGAUAAGCAUUCUGGAUGAUCCGGAACGCGUAAAAAAGGAUUUGGAAAAUGAGCGUCGCAUUGCACGCAUCCAGCAAGUACGCGAGAAGUCCAGCAAUUUGGCCAGAAAAAUCCGUCAGGAUGUGGCCGCUGAAAAGCAGAAGCAAUUAAAUAAACUGGAGCAAAUCAAGCAGCAAGAGUUGAAUACAUGGCGUGACCAUGUUUUGGUGAAAAAACAUAAUGACUUCCGUUCGUCAAUGUUUCAAGUAGGCGCAGCCCAUCGGGCGGCUAAAGUUGAGACGGAAAGGAUGGCCGCAAAUCAAAAAGAGAAGGAGGAAAGAAUGCGAAAAUGCAGGCAGCGGGCAAAUAACCACAAGCAGACUACAAAAACUAAUCUGCAUCGUCCCACCGGUGGCAGGGAUCGUGAACAAUUGAAUGUCGAGGGACGUGCCACAAUGGGAACACAGACGCCACUACCCGAGGACAAGGAGAAUCGUUUGCUUGCAGGGCGCAUUCAUUGUGAGAAGCAGCGCAGCUGCAAGCCGCUUAGUCAUGAAUGCAAAUCACCCAAACGUAAGCGUGACAUCUGCUGUAGGGAAAGUUCCAAGUGUCCAUGCAUCAGUUCGGAAGAUGACGAGGAAUCGCUCGGCGAGAUUAGCUACAGCAGUGACUCAUCCUUGAUCGCAGAGAAUCCUGUGGAUGUAGUAGAAAAACCACGUCAGUCUCCCACUAAAAAUUUACAAAAGAACCCAACAGUCAUUUUAGAUGUAGACAUUGAAAGCGAGGAGGAUGUGGCCAUCACCACUAAAAACAAAGGCAUGGAAAUUAAUGACCGUUUUAUGCAAAGCAAUCGAAAAUUCAGUCAUGUGGUACGUUCAAGUCCACAGACAAGUCCAGUCAGAGGUAGUCGUCCCCCAAGAUUUACCCAAAUUUCAGAUUUCGUCAAGCGCACCGAAAAUGCCAGAAGCACUCAGGUCAAUCCGGUGGUUAGAGACGAACUUCCAGUUGAGGACCUUCCGGCCCCUGCUCCGCCCCGAAGUCCACCAAAAUCUCCAAGACGAACACUAGAGCCACUAACAACCAGAUCACCCAUUAAAUCAAGUGGAACGGGAUUGGGUUCACCAAAAAAAAAUUCUGGUGCAAUUUCUCAACGAUCGUCAAAAACUAAUGCAGGAAAAAAUCUUCCCGCUACUGCAAAGAUUAUAGAAGCCGGAGUCAACCGAACUUCAGGUACAGGAAAAAGAAACUCUGGGAUACAACAAUCCGAAGGUGCAGUCGCUAAUGCCCCGGGAGCUCAGCCACCUAUGCCACACGCUCCUCCAGUUGCAACUCCCAAUAUGCCCACGCCUGUUAUGCAUCCUACUCCAUUUAUGGGCAUGCCGCCACCACAUCCAAGCCAAUUACAGCCUUUUAUGGUGGGAUACCCGCCACCGUAUGCCAUGCCAUAUCCGAUUCCCCUACCAAUGAAUCCUAAUUAUCCUCAACCAGUCGCUUACCAGCCUGUUCAACCACCGCGGCCCGAUCCCCCUGUGCCGACCAGAAUGCCAGCUCCACCAGCAACACAUCAUACCACUGCCACACAGUCAUCAGUCUCGUCCACCACAAUUGUCAUGAAGCAAGGACAGAGACAGGGGUCCACCCUCCCCUCAAGUCGAGUUCAGUUCUAUGACCACAAUAACAAAUAUCAUCGCAAUUAUGAGGCUCCUGCUGAAGCAGUGCAAUUCAACCAACAAGAUCCCACCCAGUUGAAUGCCAUGGAUCAUGCUAGAAUAGAGAAUCAACUAAGGCAAUUGCGUGAACAAGAGCUGGAUAAACUGAGAAAAAUCAGCGAUGAACGUGGCCAAAAGGCUUUGGAACGUGAACAAGUGCGUCGUGAUUGUGCAGAGCUAACAGAGAAACUAGAUGCCUUGACCCAGCAGAAUCCUCAACUCUUGCCAAGUGAUGCUAAUUUUAUACCCAGUCAUCGCUAUGAGGAUGCAGCAGCACGUCGUCAGGAUGCCAUGAACGAGGCCAUGGAAAAUAUGCUGCUACGUCCGGCUAUUAUAACUUGCCCGGAAGUGGCAUCAUCGACCACAACAACUAAAAAGUCGAGUAAAGUCAAUGCUGAACCUUUGGCCCUCAAUGUGGGCGAACCAUCGAGUGGGCUUAAUGGAUUAGUCAGCAGUGAGAGCUGUUGUUCCCUUCUACUUGAUUAUGUGGACGAUCAGAGCAAACAGCUGAAAUCUGAUUUGAAGGCAACGCAAUCGAAUUCCUAUAAAUCACAGAAAUUGAAGAAUCUUCUCGAACGAAUUGAAAAAAUUCGCAUACAAUUGAUUGAAGAGCUGAAAGCAGGUGAAGCAGCCUCUACAACUAGAAGUGGCAAAACUGCCCAAAAAGUAAUCGAAGCGAUACGCGAAGAACGUGCUCAUAUUCUUAAUGAUAAGGCCAGGACAUUGGAUGAGAGGGAAUCUGAAUUGCAGCAAAAAGAGGCCAUAUUGGAGCAACGCUUAAGGCAAUUCUACAAAGAGCAAAAGAAAUCCGAAACGGAUGAAAAGACGGGCAAGUCAGAUGGUAAACCCGUAGAGAUUAUUAUCAAGGUGAGAAGUGAUGGCACCAUCAAGCGGUAUGUGCCCAAGCAUAAGGGCAAAAUAAAAGCCAAAGAACAACCAUCCAAGGAGAAGCAAUUGGAAACAGUAAAUCAACCACCGCCCAAAGCAGAACAACGCCAGAUAUCGAUUGACUCCAACUCUACCUCGUAUAGGAGUCUGCCCGCAGUAAACUAUACAAAUAUAGAACCUGCAACUUCGUCUGCUCCUUCUACUAAAGCUGCUCCUUUGCAUCCUGUGAUUGCACAGUAUGUUAACCAAUUGUUGGGCAUGACACGUAAUUCUGUGCAGGAGUUGGGUGUUAGUAGCUCAGAUGUGGCCACACCGACACCCUCUAUCGUCAAUGUAUCCCGCAAUGUAUCCUCUGGCUCAAAUGCAGACAAUACAUUGGUGGAUAAUCGUCGGGUUGAGCGAGUUCAAGCGUUUAUCGAGGAGAAUCGCAGUUUUGUGAUUGAACUGGAAGAUACCUUGCGGACUCAGCAGCAGCAGCAACAACAAGAUAAGGAGACCAGCCAAAGAGCCUUUGAUCAGAUUUGGCAAAAGCAUUUUGACACCAAACAAGACGAGAGCAAGAAAAAGACGAUUAAGCAAGAUCGGCAAGAGGAGAGACCUUCUGGUAGUCAACAGACAACAAAUAAAAAGAAAUCUGUGAGCUUGGUCAAAGAAGUGAUUACUAAUAAGACAACGCUGCAGCAAACCCAAAUCACCCAACAACAACAACAGCAACAACAACAACAACAACAACAGCAUCAACAACAGCAUCAACAACAGCAACAACAACAACAACAGCAACAACAACAACUAGUCUCCAAUAAAUUAAAGAGUCAAUCUAGUUCUAGCCAGGAAUCCUCGUCUAGGCAAAUGGAACGCUAUGCCAAGUUAACCGAGAAUUGUACACAACGAAUAGCCGAGCUUACAGACUUGAUAACAAAAGUACGUGAGGAGAAGCAGCGUUUGGUAGAAGUCACCUUGACAUCGGUCAGUGAUGGAGAACGUCAUUCCACCGAAUAUCUUGAAUUGCCGCCCGACCAGAGAAUCAUGGCAGAUCAACAACAGGAUAAUCGCCAGACAAGAUCUAGAACUGUCUCCAAUGGCAGUGAUGGAUCUCCCUUGACAUCGGAGGCAUUGCCAUUGCAGAAAAACAAGCCCACUGCCAUUAGUAGAGAUAGUGGCAUUUCCGAUUCGCGUCCAAUAACCGCUCUGGGGCAAGUGAAUGCUGGAGAUGCGGAGCCCAUGUCUUUGGGUUCAUCCACCCAGAAUUCAUACCGACGGGGCAAAGCUCCACCGAUAACAAUACGUCGCUACAGUCCUCAACUAAAUGCCGAUGAUCUGGCCCAUGAACUCUCCACCAUAGCCGAAGUAGAUAUGCCGGCGCAAUCUCAUUUGGUAGCAGCCACACCAACACCCGUACCAUUUCCCAGUUUUGACCAAUAUGCCCGGGAAUUGCAAUUGGAUUUGGCUCAUAUGGAUCCGAAUCAGAGUCAGCGUUUGGAAAGGGAGUUCAACGAGCUUAUUCAAGUCAUCAAUGAGCGUAUGGGUCCAGGAGAUUAUCGAGAAUUUCCUAGCAUUAAUGCCUAUCUGCAGAAUGUGACCACUACCCGGGUACAUAUGGAAACCGAUGCUGAUGUUACAUUGGCUCCCAAUGAAUGGAUGAAACAGUUGCGUCUGUCCAAUGUGAAUAUGCAGAGUUUUCCCAAUCGUCGGGAGUACAUGCAACAAUUGCUUGCUGGAGAAACAUCUGAGCAAAGGGAAUUAAUUGAUACUGCUAGCUUGGAUAAUGACUCCACAGACUCGUUUAAUAUAGAGGCGGAAUUACGACAACGACGCAUUCUGAGGAGUUCUUUUCGACGUGAACAUAAUCAAGAAGUUGCCAGUAGUACGCGUCGAGAAAGUAUUCCAGAGCAAAAUACACUUGAUCCCCUACCCAAUGAGAGUGGCAUCGACGCUAUAUCUAGCGAUUUUGAGAGAGAACUCCAAAGUCUGGGCAUGCACUGGCCCACCUCAAUGCGGCAGAGGCAACGUCAGGCGGCUGCUUUGGGUCAUAGCACUAGCACCAGUAAUCCAUCCCCAGAACCAACAACGUUACGCCCAGUUAGAGGUGGUGCUCAAAAUCGUUCAGCAAGAAAAUCAAAGGAGGCAUCGAUUGAUGUACAAAAUGCCAGCCAUCUGGGACGUUCUAUAAAUUUACGUGAAUUUCUUACCCGAGAGCUUCUAAAACAUCGUGUUAAUAGUGGUGAUAGUUCAGAUGAUUCACUGAAGAGUAACUUCUUGCGUUCUGUCAUGGAGUCACUGUCACCAUCGACUUCGACGCACACUCCGGGCAUGGGACAUGGCACAACGACAAUCGACAGACAGAAAACCUCAACACCGGUCGGCUCAUUCUUUAGUGCUCAUGAGAAAUCCAAAACAAAAUCCAAUGCCGAAUCGCAACAAAAUCCCGACAAUUCGCAACUAUUUUCGGGUGAGAGUGGUCUGUCGGCUGUUAACUAUCCAGAUGGUACACCACCAGUGCCUUACGAGCGUUCCAUGUCGGCAAACGAAAAGACCCCGAGAAAUUAAUCUAGUAACAGGAAUUUUUUAUUUCACACUUAUUUAUUUCUAUAUAUAGAGUUAUAAGUAUUUAUAUAUUUUGUUUCAAUAAAUUGUAAUUAAUAUAUUCAAAAAAA